GCAGGCCUUCGCUCAGGGCCACACUAUAAAUAAAUAACCAUAAUGCUAGUAUUGUAGUUUUUAAUUGCGGAUAUUCGUAAAUUGUAGCAACUUUAUGUGAUAAUUAUAUCAAAAACGCUAAACAACGAUAACAAAUAUUUUGCAGCCGGCAAUCACACAAACGGGGCCUAUCGAUAGCAUAGUACUCUCUGCCACGGACGGUCCUCAUACACUAUUUUUUCACAAUUAUAUUUUGUUGGCUGGCUUUUGGCCAAACUCUGUGUGUGUGCGCGCGUCUGUAUGGAUGUGUGUAUACGUGUGACAGUUUAUUAAACAAAAACGCUGAAAAAAAUAAAUAAAAAACUACGGACAAAUUAUAUUUAUAUAAUUUAAAGAGCAGCGCAACCCAAAACAGUUAUGAGAAAACCUCGGCCGGGAGAUUAUCCAACCAAAAAGCACACACAUCAAAUCAAAGUGCAAUAAAUAUGUGCAGAUAAUCAAUCCUCCAAAAUUGUUGCUCAAUAGCAACUCUUAAGAUAUUUUUUUGAUCUCCAUUCCCGAUUUCUGUACACUGCUGUGCUGUGCUGUGCUGUGCCGUGUGUUGGAAGUGCCAGGAAGUAGACACCACUCCAAUCCAAUCCAGAAGAUAUGCUAGUUCAGCGCUAGUGGAGUCAGGCAGAAUGCAUACAUAGAAGUCUCGCACAUAUAGAGGCGGAAAAAGCGCGCUAAAAUAAAAGAAGAAACUCUGUUUCUGCAGCCUUGCCCACCAAGGGGAAGAGAACGAGAGGGGAACGACACUAGGCGGCAGUCUUGUUAUCGAUUUUCACGCGGGUGUUCGUGUGUGGCGGGUGUGCGUGCUUGUGUGUGUGUGUGUUCAGCAUAACAACAAAAAUCAAAAGCGGCGUGUUAUCACAAAAAAACUAAAAGCUAAAGAAACGCGAAAUCAUUAGCCGGCGAAGAAGAAGAAGGCCAGAAGUGAAAGAGAGCAGCAGCACAUAACGUAAACCGAAAAAACGAACGGAACACCGAACCGCAAACUGAUCCCUCGUCCCCUCUCUCUCCGUGCUCUCGCUCUCACGGCAAAUGCAGAAGACCGAAGCGUAACCCCAUCCCAUCGGUCAUCGGUCAUCGGCGGUCGGUCGAUCGCAGUGUGUUUCCCAUUCAUUCAAAAUUCUAUUCAGAAAAAUUGGUAGACAUAGAAAUUUGGUAAGAAGACGCUACCGGACGGAACCUUCUUACCAAAUGAUUUCCCUUCUGCAAAUGAAAUUCCAUGCACUUUUGUUGCUGCUAUCAAAAGUCUGGACAUGCAUUUGUUUCAUGUUCAAUCGCCAAGUGCGAGCUUUUAUCCAGUAUCAACCGGUUAAAUAUGAAUUGUUCCCGCUGUCUCCGGUAUCGCGGCAUCGGCUCAGUCUGGUGCAGCGAAAAACCCUGGUCCUGGAUCUGGACGAAACCCUGAUACACUCACAUCACAAUGCGAUGCCCAGGAAUACAGUGAAGCCGGGUACACCGCACGACUUCACCGUCAAGGUGACCAUCGAUCGGAAUCCAGUGCGCUUCUUUGUGCACAAGCGGCCGCAUGUGGACUACUUUCUGGAUGUAGUCUCACAAUGGUAUGAUCUGGUGGUAUUCACCGCCAGCAUGGAGAUCUAUGGAGCUGCUGUGGCGGAUAAGCUGGACAAUGGUCGGAACAUAUUGAGGAGGCGCUACUACAGACAACACUGUACGCCCGACUAUGGAUCGUAUACCAAAGACUUGUCUGCCAUAUGCAGUGAUUUGAAUAGGAUAUUUAUAAUUGACAAUUCCCCGGGGGCAUAUCGCUGCUUCCCCAACAAUGCCAUACCCAUCAAGAGUUGGUUCUCGGAUCCCAUGGACACGGCACUGCUGUCGCUGCUGCCCAUGCUGGACGCUUUGCGCUUCACCAACGAUGUGCGGUCGGUGCUGUCGCGUAAUCUGCAUCUGCAUCGCCUCUGGUAGCAGGUGGGAUCUAGCCUAGCAGCCCUAGACCUAGCCCUAGACCUAGCCCUAGUGUGUAGUGGUCUAUGAGGAUCAGAGAAAGCGCGAGAACGUAAGAGAGAAAAUCUACACAAGAGAAAUUGACAACAACAAAAACAACAACAACAAAUGGAGGUGCUGUGACACAUUAACGAAUUUUUUCAUUAUUAAAAAUUGUGUUUUUGUUUUGUAUAUCCUUGAAGCGAUAGCAAAAUAUUAAGGAGAUCGAUUCGAUCCAAAAUUAUGAUUUCUGUAUGGUUAUACUAUAUACAUUUUUUUUCUUGUAUUAUUAAGAUGCAUAUAUAUAUAUAUUUCUAAUUGUUUCUACUUAAUAUUAAAUUGAUUUUUAUUGAUUUUGUA
Messenger RNA from Drosophila miranda, 2331 nucleotides. RefSeq names its product CTD nuclear envelope phosphatase 1 homolog (gene Dd). Lineage: Eukaryota; Metazoa; Arthropoda; Insecta; Diptera; Drosophilidae. The record is from RefSeq and is a predicted model, not a curated record. The coding region runs from base 1222 to 1953 and encodes 243 amino acids. The transcript is spliced from 4 exons. Gene Ontology annotation, molecular function: protein serine/threonine phosphatase activity.